Molecule: messenger RNA, 1938 nt
Organism: Nerophis lumbriciformis (worm pipefish)
Lineage: Eukaryota; Metazoa; Chordata; Actinopteri; Syngnathiformes; Syngnathidae
Source: RefSeq, a predicted model, not a curated record
AUGUGGAGAACGACCCAGUCGGAAACGCGUACGGGCAAACCAGUUCCCCCCCAGGAACACAACAUGCCCCACACAAGCUCCCCAGUGUGCCAGGCGUCAGUGACGGUCAAUGUGGCUCCAAAAGUGGAGGUGUUGAAAGACAUGACAGCCACGCUGCCAUGCACGUACACCGUGUCACCGUCGUCCAGCAACACCCUUGUAGAGUGGCACAUCGAGAUGCAGGGAAACAGGAAGCGCGUGGCUUACCGCACGCAGGACGGUGAAUCUAAAAGCGACAAGGGCACCCCACUGAGCGGCCGCGUCAGCAUUGGCGACGACUUCAGCUUGACCAUCACAUCGGUCCAGCCCACCGAUGGCCUUGUCUUCUUCUGUUCAGUCACUGCCGGACCCGCUGGCAAUGGAGAAGCCUCCACAAUGCUCAAAGUCUUCUUUCCUCCAGAGAAGCCCACCCUCACACAGGCAUCUACCCAAGCCAUUUCUGUGGGACAGUCAAGCAGCUCAGAGAUUGGUACAUGUGUGACAAUGAAUGGACACCCGCAACCAAGGAUCAUCUGGUUUAAAGAUGGUCAGCCCCUUGCCGAGGUCAAGGACAGGAAAGAAAAGACCUUCAUGGUGCCCUCUCUGGUGAAGGAAGCAUCAGGCUUGUUCACAAUCAAGAGCACUCUGUACAUGCAACCCACCAAAGCCGACAAGGACUCGGUGUUCCAGUGCACAGUCGAGUACAGCCUGCCAGGAGACCAGAUCUUGCAAAAGAAGUCUGACACGAUCAACCUUAACCUGAACUACCCCUCGGAGACAGCGACGUUUACCCUGCUCAACAAAGGCGGUAUCAAAGAAGGCGACGAAGUCACUAUGAAGUGCGAGACCGAUGGAAACCCACAGCCCGAGUUUGACUUCACCAAAGAUGGCAAGCCCAUCAACGGCCAAGGUGGCCUAUUAAUAUUGAAAUCUGCCAAGCGCACUGAUGCUGGUCUUUACACAUGCAAGGCCAUUGAUUUCGACAACCUCGAUGCCGAACUGACGGGCGAUGUUACUCUCACUGUGAACUACAUUGAUCCAAUGAGUGUGACUCCGGUGAAGCCUCAGGUUGUCAUGUUUGGAGACAGUGUGGAGUGGCAAUGCAAGACUAAAGCUUCUGCCCCACAUACAGUGCAAUGGAAAAAGGGUUCAGAGGUUCUCUCUCAGGAUGGGACCCUGUCGAUAACAGCUGACACCUACGAAAAAGACGGAGAGUACAUGUGUGUCGGUGCCGUGCCGUCUGUGCCAGGACUGACAGGCCAGGCUAGCGCUGUCCUCACUAUCAAAGGGAAACCUAUGAUCGAGACACCAGUUGGUGGUGAGGUGUCCAAGGAAGGAGAUUCAGUAUCCCUGAGGUGCUCCGCCUACGGUUCACCCGCACCUCAGUUUACCUGGAAGCCCUCAGGAAAACAGUCAGUGACAGUGGAGGGCAACAAGGUGGUGAGCACCAUCAUCAUGCCGGCCACUGCGGCCAUAAUGAAGGAUGGCGUGACCUGCGAGGUGGCCAAUGAACACGGCACAGAUAGCAAGACUUUCACCGUAUCGCUCAAAAGAGCUAAUGAAAACUCCGCCAACAGAGUGCUGCUCUCUGGAAACCCUAUGCUUGAGUCAGCUGACCAGCAGCAGGGCGGUUCCAGUGGAGUUGUGAUAGCUGUGGUGGUGUGCGUGCUGCUGCUCCUACUGCUGGUGGCCCUUAUUUACUUCCUGAACAAGAGGAGCAAGCUUCCCUGUGGCAAGAAAGACAAGAAGGAAGUGGCCAACAGAGAUGUAAACAAUGACAUUGUAGUGGAGAUGAAGACGGACAAGGCCAAUGAAGAGGCUGGUCUUCUCAACAAGAGACCGCCCGCAGAACAGGAGAGCGCAGAGCACGAGGGAGGAGGCGGGAAAUGGCUGGUGACGCCGUUGCAAAUGCAAUGGUGA